Messenger RNA from Dentiscutata erythropus, 720 nucleotides. The record is from the annotation of a GenBank genome assembly. Lineage: Eukaryota; Fungi; Glomeromycota; Glomeromycetes; Diversisporales; Gigasporaceae.
AUGUUAGUUUAUGAACAACAAAAUAACAAAUUUGGUGAAAUAAAGAGCUUUGUGAGACUUUUAGAAGAUUUGAAUACGCUUGAAAAAGAAACUAAUCCUGAAGCAAAUGAUGCAUUAGAUUUCUGUAAGCAAAACAUUUUUAAUAAAAUUUCAGAAAAUUAUCCCACCACUAUUCCUGAAAGUGAUAAAAGACAGCUUGUAGUAAUUACCGGAGCUACUGAAGAUAUAGGAUUUAAUAUUGCUAAAGCUUUUCUUAAAUAUGAAUACAAGAAGUAUGAAAUCUUAAUAAAAGUAAUUCGACAUGCUAAUAGUGAAUAUCUUGAAGAGGAAAAAUUGAAAAGAGAAAAUAGAGCCAAAACGUUAGCAGAAAAAGGUGCAAACGUUGAGUUGGUAGACUAUAACAAACAUAAUGAACUUGUCAAAGCUUUAACAGGAGCUAGUUUUGUUGUUAGUGCUUUAGAAAGAUUUGUUCCAUCUGAGUUUUAUGUUGAUUAUAAAUCUAUUACAGAAGAUUCUAUAAAACUAAUUCCUAAACUAUUUUGGUAUAUCUUUAAAGAUAAGAAAGAUGUAUUAGAAAAGAGAAAAGUUUUAGCUUAUGAGUAUCUUGCUUGGCUUGGAUUUGAUACAACUACCAGAGAUGCUAACUUUUAUGCAGAAAAAGAUAAAAAAGUGUCUCUUAUAUAUUUUGCAUAUUGGCAGAUGUGUCGUAGAAGUGCUUGA